Plasmodium fragile is the source of this 252-nucleotide messenger RNA. RefSeq lists its product as uncharacterized. Bases 1 to 252 code for a protein of 83 amino acids. The record is from RefSeq and is a predicted model, not a curated record. The transcript has 3 exons. Lineage: Eukaryota; Apicomplexa; Aconoidasida; Haemosporida; Plasmodiidae.
AUGUCGCCAGGAGAAAUGGAUAAGAGUUCCCCCCCAGACGCGAACCCCAACGCGAGAAUCCAGUACGAAGAGUUACAGAAAUUGAAGCAAACGAAGGUGUUGCUGAGUGAGAAGCUCAUUAGGCACGACUGGUCGCAGACCCCCAACCGCGUUUUCCUAACGCUGUACAAAAAGGGCCUCCACGAAAGCGACUGCCUUUACUACGUUGAAGAGGGCCUCCUCUCACUUAUGAUUAAAAUGGAAGGUACAUAA